GGUUCUGGGUGUUUUCAAAACGUCACCAUGACGUCGCCGCAUCCGUUGGACGGAUGGAGCAGCGGCCUGUGCAGCCGCUUGCAGAUGUCCUGGCUUUGGCCCAUGCUGAGAAGUGGUAUGAGGCAUCCUUUGCAGGAAGCGGACGUUUGGCCAGUGCCUCACGCCUUAUCAGCCGCAGAGCUGGGAAGUGCCGUGUCAGAGAUUUGGAGCAAGGAAUGCGCUUACGCUGUGGCCACUGGACGCGCUCCAGGAGUGAAGAGAUUGUUGCUCCGCUCAGCCACGGUACAAUGCUUCUUUUUCUUGGUUUGCAGCUUGCUGUGUACAAUAUCCUAUGUGCUGGCGCCCCUUUUCCUGCGGAACAUCCUGCGCGAACUGGACUCCUUCAGCGCCUCGCCACGGACGCUGCUGCCCUGGGGUCUGGGCUUCGUGAGCUGCUUCGUGGGAAUCUCCUUCGGUGUUGGCUACUCCAAGUUUCAGGGGCAUGUGGCUGGUUUGCGCAUGCGCGUGGCCAUCCAGACGCUGGUCUACAACCACUGUCAAAAGAUGCCGGCAGAUCUGAUCUCUAGCUUGCAGAAUCCCACGAAUCUCAUGUCCAUUGAUGCAGAACGGCCACAUCAGAUGUUCGCCAUUCUGAUGCCGCACUCCUUCGUUUUAGUCAUCGUUCUGCCCAUUUUGCUGAUCUCCAUGCUCGGAGUGUUGCCAGCGGCUGUUUGCCUCUUGAGCUGUUUGGGUACCAUGCCGUGCUCUAUGCGCAUUGGCCGACACGUUGUGCAGCUGAGACGGGGCAUGGGUGGUGGCAUGGGUGGCGGAAUGGGCGGCGGAAUGGGCGGUGGAAUGGGUGGCAACGUCAGUGGUAGCAUGGCUGGUGGCAUGGCUGGUGGCAUGGGUGGCGGCAGCAUGGGUGCUAGCAUGGGUGCUGGCAUGGGUGGCGCUGGCAUGGGUGGCACUGGCAUGGGUGGCACUGGCAUGGGUGGUGCUGGCAUGGGUGGCGCUGGCAUGGGUGGCGCUGGCAUGGGUGGCGCUGGCAUGGGUGGCGCUGGCAUGGGUGGUGCUGGCAUGGGUGGUGCUGGCAUGGGUGGCCCUGGCGUGGGUGGUGGCAUGGGCGGCUGCGGCAUGGGUGGAGGUAGCAUGGGCGGCGGUGGCAUGGGCGGCUGUGGUAUGGGCGGGUGCGGCAUGGGUGGCGGCAGUAUGGGCGGUGGGUAUGGUGGGUGGGAAGGACAGCCGCAACAGGGGCCCCCAGGUGGUGGGAAGGGAUGUGGUGGAGGCAAAGGUUGGGGCGGUCAAGGCUGGGGAGCUGGCUAUGGCAUGUUCGGUGGUUACAGCAAUGUCUAUGUCGCUGGCAUCCCCGAAGCUUGCACUGAACAAGAGUUCCGAGACUUCUUCGCCCAGUAUGGCAAUGUGACAUCCACGAAGCUGUCUGAUCAGAGCAAGAACGGCACCAGAUACGGCUUCGUGAAUUUCACCACCCCAGAAGAAGCCUACCAGGCAAUUCAAGCAACGAACAACAUGCAGUUCGGUCCCUGUGUAUUGACCGUGCGUCUGGCCAACAGCAGCAAGGGCUCGGGGAAGGGACUUCCUCCCGGUGGAAGCAUGGGCAUGUCCCUGGGGGGCUUUGAUGGAUGUCCGCCCUCGGAAACGCUCAUCGUCAAAGGAUUGUCCUCCAAGUUGACCGAUGAAGCCAUCAAAACGGCUUUCUCUGCAUAUGGACAGGUGAACAAUGUGAAGAUCAUGGAUCAGUAUGAAGGCUUUGCGCUGGUGCUGGUGAAAAUGGCCACAGUGGAGCAAGCCGAGUGGGUCGUGGACAAGGUGGAUGGCAACAUCCCGCAUACCUUAGACGCGCCCGUAGAUGUGUCCUUCAUGCCCACUGGAGGCGCACGGCUUCAGCAUUUGCUGUCGAAUCCCAACGCCCCCUUCGGUGAUAAGGAGUCCACCAGCCCUGCGACGCGUGAAUUCCAGAAAGCGGUGAGCGACACCAUUGCUGGAGUCAAGGGCUUUAAAGCACCACCUUCCGGCGAAGACGAAGCAGAUCCGAGCCAUUUAUUGAUCAAAGGACUUGCACCGGAGAUCGAUGAGCUCUACUUGUACUAUGUCUUCGCUCCAUUCGGUGCGGUCCAAAACAUCACGGUCUCGAAGGAUGAGUAUGGCGGUUGCACGGGCACCGCCUACGUGAAGUUCGGUGUGCCGGAGGAUGCUCUGCUGGCGGUCCAGACGCUCUGUGGAAAUCCACUGCCGGAUGGCAGUAUCAUGGGCGUUUACGUCAGGAGAAGUAGCGGGACCAGCAACUUGAAAGGUGGCUGA
Molecule: messenger RNA, 2298 nt
Organism: Cladocopium goreaui
Lineage: Eukaryota; Dinophyceae; Suessiales; Symbiodiniaceae
Source: the annotation of a GenBank genome assembly